Messenger RNA from Erythranthe guttata (spotted monkey flower), 6437 nucleotides. NCBI's taxonomy places the organism in Eukaryota, Viridiplantae, Streptophyta, Magnoliopsida, Lamiales, Phrymaceae. The record is from RefSeq and is a predicted model, not a curated record.
AUGGCACUACACAUACCUUCCCGUCUUGCUGCUGAUAAUUCACAAACACCAAACACCACAUAUUUGGCAUGGAAACAAACUGAUCAACGUCUUCUUAGCCUUCUACUGUCUUCUCUUACCGAGGAGGCCAUGGCUGAAGUUGUGGGACUCUCCACUUCCCGUGAAGUGUGGCUUUCCUUGGAAAAUACUUUUAGUCACAGAUCAAAAGCCCGUGAAAUUCGCCUCAAUGAUGACUUACAACUGCUGAAACGAGGCUCGAAAUCUGUUUCGGAGUAUGCCCGCUCCUUCAAGGCCCUUUGCGAUCAACUCCAUGCAAUCAGACGACCAGUUGAUGGCACAUAUAAAGUGCAUUGGUUUCUCCGCGGUCUUGGCUUGGAAUUCUCAAGCUUCUCCACUGCCCAAAUGCCCCUUCCCUCCUUGCCGACUUUCAUGGAUCUUGUCCCAAAAGCCGAGAGUUUUGAACUCUUCCAAAAAUCAUUGGAGUCAAUUGCACCGACAUCUGCAGCGUUUAUAGCCUCAAAUCGCCAGCCUACAAAAUAUAAUCAGCGAGGCUCCAAUUCUCGCUAUCAAUCGACUCGAGGCAAUGGACGUGGAUACAGAGGUUCCACUGGUAAAAGAAUCAUACGUUGUCAAAUCUGCCGCAUGGAUGGUCAUUAUGCAGAUCGAUGUAGACAAAGAUAUGAACGCCACAGUCAGACUCCUCAGGCUCAACUUGCCGAAGCAUUCAAAGCAACAUGUUCCAUCUCCGAAAAUGAGGCCUCAGAUUGGUAUCUAGACACGGGGGCCUCGGCUCAUAUGACCCCAACAAAAUCAUUCUUGGAUUUGUCCACUUCUUAUACUGGUAAGGAUUGUGUAAUUGUCGGGAAUGGUGCAUCUUUACCCAUUACCCAUACCGUUAACGUUACUUUUUCUGAUAUCCUUUUCACCAUUCAGAAUCGCCAAACGGGAAGAGUGGUGGCAACCGUUAAACGAGAUGGCGGCCUAUAUGUUUUGUUAGCUUUUGUUGCCAAGUCGAAGCCAUUUGGAAGCGAAACCGAUUUUUUCAAGCCGAGAAAGUGGCGUCGAAAUUUGGAAAUCAUACCUUACGAUCCCGAGAUUGAAAGGACAUUACGUAGACUAAGGGCCACGCGCAACCAACAAAGUGAACCAAUGGCCGAAGAUCAAGGAAAUCCAGAGCACCUGGCCUUUGAGUACGAUCAAGAGCCAGGACGAGAUCACGAGCAGCCAAGACCGAACCUGCCACCCGAGCGAACAAUGCGAGAAUACCGAACUCCAGCUAUGAAUGAGAACUAUUCGGGAAUCAGGAAACCGACGAUAGCCGCAAACAACUUCGAGCUGAAGACGGGGCUAAUCAACAUGGUCAUGGCGAACCAAUUCUCCGGAGCAGCCACUGCGGAUCCGAAUCUCCAUCUUGCCAAUUUCUUGGAAAUUUGUGACACGAUCAAAGUUAACGGCGUUUCUGAUGAUGCCAUUCGGUUGAAGCUAUUCUCAUUUUCUGUCAGAGACAAAGCGAAGAGUUGGCUUCUGAGUCUCAAUCCAGGAUCACUCACCUGUUGGGAAGAAUUAUCACAAGCCUUUCUGGCACGAUUCUUUCCACCUUCGAAGACCGCACAACUACGAAGAGAUGUAGGCAACUUCAGACAGAUGAGCCAAGAGCCGAUGCACGAGUCUUGGGAGAGAUUCAAGGACUUAUUACGACAAUGCCCUCAACACGGAUUCAACCCGUGGGAUCAAAUGGAGUUAUUCUACAAUGGGCUCGAUCAACCAGCCCGAUCUCUAGUCGAUGCUGCUUCAGGUGGAUCAUUACAAAACAAGACUCCCACAGACGCUCGAGACAUUGUCGAGCGAAUGUGUGAGAAUGCGUACCAUUGGCCGUCCGAACGGAGUGGUGUACAAAAGGUGGCCGGAGUCCAUCAACUCGAACCUUUAGCCGCAGUUUCAGCACAAUUAGCGAUCCUAUCAAAUCAGGUCGCCCAAAUUUCAGUUCGAGGGCCACAGACCGAACGAGUAGCAGCAGCAAGUACCUCACAAGCCACAAACGACGAUUGGGAGCAGGCACACUUUAUGAACCACCGAUUCAACAAUUUCCGAGGAACCAACAAUCAGAACCAAAACCCUACUCAUUACCACCCGGGAAUUCGGAAUCACGAGAACUUCUCCUAUGCCAAUCCGAAGAAUGCUCUACAACCACCUCCCGAUUUCAACCAUCAAAGAGAGCAACGAGGGCCAACGUAUGACGAGCGUCUUCACCGACAAGAACAGGAAAUGGAGGGGCUGAAAUCAACAAUGAAGAACAUGGAAAAGCAAAUAGGGCAAAUCGCCCAAUCCAUGUCCACAAUGGCAAAAGGUGGAUUCCCGAGCAAUACCGAAGUCAAUCCAAAAGAAAGCUGUCAAGCCAUAACCACCCGAAGUGGUCUGCAAAUGACCGAUCCUCCUUAUCCGACAGACGAACCACCAAGGCCAGCUGUACAACCGACCCCGGUCGAGCCGGAAAUCACCGUUUCAGGGAGUAAUACAAAAGAGGCUAGUAAGCCCAAUAACAUUUCUUUUCCUGAUAAUCCCCCUCUUUUGGUAACUCCUAUUCCUUUUCCAGAAAGACAGAAGAAGAAGAAGUUCAAGGAUCAAUUGAAGAAGUUCAUUGAAAAGAUCAAGCAGAUUCGAAUCAACAUCCCUUUUGCAGAAGCCUUGGAGGUAAUGCCAAACUACACCAAGUUCAUGAGGGAAGUCCUAUCCAAGAAAAUUCGAAUCGAAGAAGACACACCAGUGACACUCACGGCAACUUGCAGUGCCAUUCUUCAGUCGAAUCUACCACCAAAAAUGAAAGAUCCAGGGAGUUACACUAUUCCUUGUAUUAUUGGCAAUUCCACUUUCGAUAAAGCUUUAUGUGAUUUGGGGGCAAGUAUUAAUUUGAUGCCUAUGUCUGUGUUUCUAAAACUGGGCUUAGGAAAUUUGAACCGCACUCGCAUGACUUUACAGCUAGCUGAUCGUUCAUUGAAAUAUCCCGAUGGGAUUGUAGAAGAUGUGCUAGUUAAAGUAGAUAAAUUCAUUUUGCCUGUUGAUUUUGUGGUACUUGAAAUGCCUGAAGAUGAUGAAGCACCAAUCAUUUUAGGUCGUCCAUUCUUAGCCACUGGUAAGGCGAUGAUUGAUAUGGAAUUAGGAUCUUUAAUGCUUAGGGUAAAUGGGGAAGAAGUUGUUUUUAAUUUGACAGAUGCAUUUAAACACUCUGAGCAUGUUGAGCAUUGCAGUAGAAUAGACGUGAUCGAGGACUGUGUUUCCUUUUUUUUUGAUUUGUAUGAAUUGUGUGAUUCUAUUGAGCACUGCAUUGUUAAUUCUAUUGAUUUGCAUUCUGCCUCCCCCGAAACUCCUAUUGAAAAUGAUGUGCUUGAUUGUGUGUUGUUUCUUGAGUGUGCCGAGACUUUGGGCGUAGACGAGGUAGGAAUCGUCCCCGAGAUACCAGUUAGUGUGAAAACGGCCCCCGUACUGGAAUUGAAGCAAUUACCGGAUUAUCUUUGUUAUGCUUUUCUUGGAGCAGACAAGACUUAUCCGGUGAUUAUUUCUUCUAGUUUGAGCGAGUCCGAAACAAACACACUGCUGGAGGUCCUUAGAGAAUAUAGGUCAGCUAUAGGUUGGUCUAUUGAGGAUAUUAAGGGAAUUAGCCCGUCUAUUGUUCAACACAAAAUUCUAAUGGAAGACGUCUAUAAACCGAGAGUCCAACCUCAGAGGCGGUUAAACCCGUCAAUGAAAGAGGUAGUCAAAAAAGAAGUCUUGAAAUUGUUAGGCGCUGGUAUGAUUUAUGCAAUUUCUGACAGUCCGUGGGUCAGUCCGGUGCAGGUUGUGCCAAAAAGGGGUGGGAUGACGGUUAUUGUGAAUGACAAAAAUGAACUUAUUCCGUCUAGAACAGUCACUGGGUGGCGUGUAUGCUUCGAUUACCGAUUAUUGAAUGCAGCCACUAGAAAAGACCAUUUCCCCCUUCCCUUUAUCGAUCAAAUGCUAGACAGGCUAGGAGGUUUCGAGUAUUACUGUUUUCUUGAUGGUUAUUCGGGGUACAAUCAAAUUUCAAUCGCCCCGGAAGACCAAGAGAAAACUACUUUUACUUGCCCCUACGGUACUUUUGCAUUUCGUAGGAUGCCUUUCGGUUUGUGUAAUGCGCCUGCUACCUUUCAACGUUGUAUGAUGUCUAUAUUUCACGAUAUGGUAGAAGAGUUUCUUGAGGUGUUUAUGGAUGAUUUUUCUGUGUUUGGAUCGUCUUUCGAUCAUUGUGUGCACAAUCUAGAACUUGUUUUGAAAAGAUGUACAGAAACGAACCUUGUUUUAAAUUGGGAAAAAUGUCAUUUUAUGGUUCGUGAAGGUAUUGUUCUAGGCCACAAGGUCUCGAAAAAGGGUCUUGAGGUGGAUAGGGCAAAAAUCGAAACGAUUGAAAAAUUGCCUCCACCGAAGGAUGUCAAGGGAGUUAGAAGUUUUUUAGGGCAUGCUGGGUUUUACCGUAGAUUCAUUAAAGAUUUUUCGAAAAUAGUAAAACCAUUAUGUCAUUUGCUUGAGAAGGAAGCUGUCUUUGAUUUUGAUUCUGCUUGUUUGCAGGCUUUCACGUUUCUCAAGGAGAAGCUAACCCAAUCACCGAUUAUGAUUACUCCCAAUUGGGAGGAACCAUUCGAGAUCAUGUGCGAUGCGAGCGACUAUGCUGUAGGUGCAGUAUUGGGACAAAGGAGGGACAAAAUCUUCAAAGCCAUCUACUAUUCGAGUCGUACACUUGACCAGGCACAGAAGAACUAUUCAACGACCGAAAAGGAAAUGCUUGCUGUCGUUUAUGCUGUUGACAAGUUCAGACCGUAUAUUUUGGGGUCUCAGGUGAUCAUUUACACCGACCACGCAGCUAUUCGUUACUUGUUCGCAAAGAAGGACGCCAAGCCCAGACUCAUCAGAUGUGUACUCCUACUCCAGGAGUUCGACUUGGAAAUCAGAGACAAGAAGGGGAGCGAGAAUGUGGUAGCAGAUCAUCUUUCCAGACUCAUACUAGAAGAAGUUCCAGCUGAAGGAAAUAUUCAGGAAUCCUUCCCAGACGAGCAACUGCUCGCCAUUAGUACUCACACUCCGUGGUAUGCUGAUGUGGCCAACUUCUUGGCCAGUGGAAUCAUUCCUGACGAUCUUUCGUAUCACCAAAAGAAAAAAUUCCUUCACGACAGUCGUUUCUAUCUUUGGGACGAGCCAUUGCUUUUCAGAACCGGCCCCGAUCGUGUCAUCCGAAGAUGUGUUCCGGAAACAGAAGUACGUGAGAUUCUCACACAUUGCCACUCUUCACCUUGUGGCGGGCAUCACGGGGAAUCUCGCACUGCCGCCAAGGUUCUGCAGUCAGGCUUCUUUUGGCCAACCCUUUUCCGAGAUAGUUACGAGUUCGUGAAACGGUGUGAUCGAUGCCAACGAACAGGGAACCUUUCCAACAAAAGCCAAAUGCCUUUGAACAACAUGCAAGAGGUGGAGCUUUUCGAUGUUUGGGGCAUAGACUUCAUGGGACCAUUCCCAUCUUCGAACGGGAAGUUAUACAUUUUGCUUGCCGUGGACUACGUGUCCAAAUGGGUCGAAGCGAUUGCCACCACCACCAACGAUGCUCGUACGGUCCUCAAAUUCUUCCACAAGAACAUCUUCUCGAGGUUUGGGACACCCAGGGCAAUCAUUAGCGAUGAAGGAUCUCACUUCUGCAACAAACUGCUCACUAAUCUCACGAACAAGUUGGGAAUCCGACACAAAAUUGCGCUUGCCUAUCAUCCGCAGACAAAUGGCCUUGCUGAGUUGUCAAACCGAGAAAUCAAACAGAUUCUGGAGAAGACCGUGAGCACGAACCGAAAAGAUUGGGCAUUGAAGCUCGAUGAUGCACUUUGGGCCUAUCGAACCGCAUUCAAAACACCGAUUGGGAUGUCUCCGUACAAACUCGUGUAUGGGAAAGCGUGCCACCUGCCAGUGGAAUUGGAGCACCGAGCUUAUUGGGCAGUCAAAAAGCUCAAUUUCGAUCAAACAGCUACCGGCGAUCGUCGAUUGCUUCAACUCAACGAAAUGGAGGAGUUCAGAAAUGAUGCUUACGAAAAUGCCAAGAUUUACAAAGAAAAGACGAAAAAGUGGCAUGACAAAAGAAUUACGAAGCGAGAGUUCCGGGCAGGUGACCAAGUCCUGCUAUUCAAUUCUCGGCUACGACUUUUUCCGGGAAAGCUCAAGUCCCGUUGGUCGGGACCAUUCGUAGUCCUGAGCGCCACCCCACAAGGAGUAAUCGAAAUACGAGGACGAGACGGUCCGUCGUUCAAAGUGAAUGGGCAACGAGUUAAGCAUUACUACCCGAAUGGUGCUCCCGAGGAAGUGGAGCGUGUCGCACUAAUUUUCUCCCAAUAAAUCCAAAAGAAGUCGAGCCGUCGACUGUAAAACAGGCGCUAAAUGGGAGGCAACCCAUUGUU